Orussus abietinus is the source of this 1489-nucleotide messenger RNA. RefSeq lists its product as uncharacterized. Bases 258 to 596 code for a protein of 112 amino acids. The record is from RefSeq and is a predicted model, not a curated record. The transcript is spliced from 2 exons. NCBI's taxonomy places the organism in Eukaryota, Metazoa, Arthropoda, Insecta, Hymenoptera, Orussidae.
CCGCGCACGGCCGCGGAGGAAGGGAGGAAAAAAAAGAGGAAGACGCGCUCCGGCCUCGUGCUGAGAUCGCACGUGCACGCGUUCUCUCUUCGUCUCUGUCGCACCCCCCACCUGGUGCGACCGUCUUGCUCCGUCGUUCCGAAGCUACUGACACCGAGCGGAACCGCGAACCAGACACGACAAACCCCGAAUUCACCCACGCAAUCGGAUCAGGUGGAAUUAAUGACUGCAUUGGAAGAGAUGAGUUGACACCGCGGAUGCUGGAUUUUAUGGGGAUUUCUCCAGUCUCCGAUCCCGUCAUGAUCACCUCCAGGGUUAUCCUGGCGAACAGGCGAUCUAAGGUAACGUCCUUCCUCAAGAAUUGCAUCAAGAAGGCGCUGAUAAGGACCAGAGGCUGGAGACACCCCGUGGACCGGAUCUGGAGCGCGGAGAUGGAGAACGAGAUCAACGAGAGGAAAUGGAAGCGAGGGGAGGAGGCGGUCCUCCGGGAUGCUGUCAUCCUGCUGGACCAGAACCUGGAGAACGAGAUGAGGGAGAAUCUGCUCGGCUCCAAGGAGUCGGAGCUGGUGCCUUGGACUCCAAUGGGACCAGAUUAAUGAUCCUUCGUCCAUGGUUCGAUCUCCGACAUCCAGCAUCUUCUUCGGACACUUGAGAGUAAGACCUACCCCUUAGGAUAAUCGCUAGAUUAAUUUUUAAUCCACAUAUCUACCAGUUAUCCGUUCGGAUUAAGUUCUUCCAGUCGGUCGUAUCUAUUUUCACUGGACGACUGAUUACCGGUGAGGAGCUUUAUUGUAAUCUAAGCUCGAUCGUUCUAUCGGAGCACCGAAACUCCCAUUAACGAUAGUUCGUAACGUUUCCUUGGCUAACCCUAAUUAAUUAAUUAACUUUACCAUUAAGAGACCUGCUCGACUACCGAGGACGACUUCUCGCUAACGGGGCCCCGUAGUUAGUAAGCUUAGAGAUUCGGAUAAAUUUCUUAAGAUUUUGAGGUUAGGAAAUAUUUCAUAUCUUAUUAUGUAUAUGUUGCUAAGGGCUCGCAUUAAUUAUGUUCUUCGGUUAGGAGGGCUGUUGCAAUUUUAUCCAGCGUUGUUCCAAUUAGAAUGGAUGGGUUCUAAGAUCGUUUCGACUGCUUUUCUGUGAUACUAGGUCUAGGGUUAUUUCACUAGGAACUGCCGUUAGUAUAAUUGACAUCGAACUCCGUUCGACGAAUAGGCCGCCCAGUGCAUAUUACAUGUUAUGAGAUUCUGUGAUAUGGAGGCGUUAUGGAGAGCCAACUUAUCCUUAAAACUUAAUUAGGUAGGGAUUAGGAAUUAGUUUUCUGCUGAUCUCAUCGAUUGUGAUGUCGUUCACUGUGAUAAAAAGUGCUUUAACUUUGAUAAGAGGAAUAUGUAUAUGAAGAUGAAGUCAGGCGUUUUUUUAUAAUGAUUCGAGUCCGUAGGACUUGAUAAGGAUUUCUGUCAUUUUGUGUUCUUUUGAAAAAAAUAGAAAA